This is a messenger RNA of Drosophila gunungcola (fruit fly), 2504 nucleotides long. RefSeq names its product arylsulfatase B. The record is from RefSeq and is a predicted model, not a curated record. Bases 111 to 1943 code for a protein of 610 amino acids. The transcript is spliced from 7 exons. NCBI's taxonomy places the organism in Eukaryota, Metazoa, Arthropoda, Insecta, Diptera, Drosophilidae.
UUCAGUUGCUCUCCGUACUUCGAGUCCGGCUGGUCAGAGAUCAGAACGCGGAAUUCUAUAUAGCCCGAUCGCGAAUUUCUUAUCUGUCCCACAUCUUCCUCCUUCCAUUCAUGGCCAUGUCAUCGCAUCUGGGAAAAUUCAGCAGUAUUGACUCGUUUUUAACUGCUGGAUUAGUUUUUUGUAUUGCCUUAUCCGGUGCUUUAAGCGUCUCAUCCGAAAAGCCUAAUAUCAUCAUUAUAAUGGCCGAUGAUAUGGGUUUCGAUGACGUAAGUUUCCGUGGCUCCAACAACUUUCUCACUCCCAACAUCGAUGCUCUGGCAUAUUGUGGAGUUAUCCUGAACAAUCUCUACGCCGCACCCAUGUGCACACCUAGCCGGGCUGCUCUUCUAACUGGCAAAUAUCCCAUUAAUACAGGUAUGCAACACUAUGUGAUCGUGAACGAUCAGCCCUGGAGUCUUCCGCUGAACGAGACGACCAUGGCGGAGGUUUUCCAGGGAAAUGGCUACCGAACCAGUCUCCUGGGAAAGUGGCACUUGGGAAUGUCGCAGCGAAACUUCACGCCCACCCAACGGGGAUUUGAUCGCCAUUUGGGCUACCUUGGAGCCUAUGUGGAUUAUUACAGCCAGAGCUAUGAACAAAAGAGCAAUGGCUAUAAUGGCCAUGACUUCCGCGACAAUCUGAAACCCAGCCACGAUCAGGUGGGCCACUAUGUCACCGAUGUGCUCACCGAUGCAGCUAUUCAAGAGAUUGAGGAUCACGGAUCGAAAAACAAUAGCCAGCCACUCUUUUUGCUUUUGAGUCAUCUGGCUCCACACGCUGCAAAUGAUGAUAGUCCCAUGCAGGCGCCCGACGACGAGUUGGCCCAAUUUGAGUACAUUCGAAAUGAGACCCAUCGUUACUAUGCGGCAAUGGUGUCGCGACUGGACAGGAGUGUGGGAAUGGUCAUAAACGCCCUGGCACGGCAGGAAAUGCUCCAAAACAGCAUCGUGCUCUUCCUGUCUGACAAUGGUGGGCCAUCUCAGGGACAGCACUCCACCACAGCCUCCAACUAUCCAUUGAGAGGGCAAAAGAAUUCCCCAUGGGAGGGCGGAUUGCGAUCCUCGGCGGCCAUUUGGAGCACUGAGUUCGAGCGCCUGGGCAGCGUGUGGAAACAGCAGAUCUAUAUUGGCGACCUGCUGCCCACGUUGGCAGCAGCAGCUGGAAUAUCGCCGGAUCCGGACCUCCGCCUGGAUGGCUUGAACCUAUGGUCGGCGCUCAAGUACGGAUACGAAUCGGUGGAGCGGGAGAUUGUCCACGUGAUCGACGAGGAUGAGGCGGAACCCCAUCUGUCCUACACGCGUGGCAAGUGGAAGGUAAUCAGCGGCACUACCAGCGGCGGCAUUUACGACGGCUGGCUGGGCCAGCGGGUGACCAGUGAGGAGGAUCCCCGAUCCGGGGACUACGAGGAUCUCAUUCGGAACACCAGUGUUUGGCAGCAGUUGCAGCGGGUAUCCGCCGGGGAGCGCAACAUAAGCGAGCUGCGGGAUCAGGCCAGGGUCGAGUGUCCGGUUCCUGCGACUGGAAUCAAGCCCUGUAUGCCCCUCGAGGCACCCUGUCUCUUCGACAUCGAGGCGGAUCCUUGCGAGCAGAGCAACCUGUACGAGGAGUAUCGAAAUACGACUAUCUUUCAGGAUCUCUGGCAGCGAAUCCAACAGUUCGCCAAAGAUGCCCAUCCGCCCAACAACAAGCCAUCGGAUCCGGACUGCAAUCCCCGAUUCUACCACAAUGAGUGGACCUGGUGGCAGGACGAACAGGCCUCUAGUUCGGGGACCACGGGGCGGAUGAAAAUCUUUACCCUUUUCCUAGGAUUUAUUGUGACAAGUCGUUGGUUUGUCUCAAUUUGGGAUACGCUUCCAAUUACAUUUCUUCCUUAUUUCAGAAUCAAUACCAACAAUUUAGUUUAAACUAUAAUAUUAGUUAAAAAUAAUCGAAGUAGAGCCGUGAUAAGCAAUGGUUAUAUUUUUAUGUUGAUAAUAACCAUUUGUAGUUUCCAGGGAACUCAUUAUGAAUCGAGAGUUUGGAGCAAACCUAUUUAGAUAAUUUAUAGCUUAAAUUUGACCAAACCGCAAAAAUUCCGGGUAAUGUCUUAAUGACUCCUGUGUCAAAUAGGCAAUCCGCUUGCUUAUCUUAUCGAUCACCUUCUGUGGAAACUGAUAACUGCAAAACCCCCUUCAAAUCAAUCAGAGGAAGAGAUCUCUGCCAAUCAUUAGGGCUUACAAAGUAUUUAACGAAGUUGCAAUAAUAUAUGAGGAUUUAUAGUUAUAUUUUAGGAUGGUACAUUUUGUUGAAAUGGUACAAAUUCAUUGAAAAACACGAUAAGAUUUUUGUAAUCAGAUGUUAUUUCUAUAAAAAGAAAAUUAGUCAGAGAUUUUGUUGAUUUAUGUUUUUGUAUAAAAUUUACGAAUACGAAUUAGUGAUGAUGAGCACUGUCAAACGAUUGUGUUUUGUGUGUAUAUUUAUAUAUU